AUGGGGAAGAUAUCGUACAUGAAGCUGAAAGGUAGCCAAAACCUAAGGCAACGUCUGCUUCUAUCAACUCUCUCUUCAACUCCGAUUCUAAUCGAGGACAUUCGUGCCGAUGCCACCUGGCCGGGACUCCUUCCGCACGAGGUUUCGUUCCUACGCCUUCUCGAGACCGUUUCGGAUGACUGUCACGUCGAAAUCAACGAGACUGGGACGAAGUUGAAGUACAAGCCCGGGAUAGUGAUGGGUGGGAAACAUCUGGAGCAUGAUUGUGGAUUGAGUAGAUCAAUUGGCUAUUUUCUGGAACCUUUGAUUGUGCUUGGUUUGUUUGGGAAGAAGUCCCUUUCCAUUAGGCUCAAAGGGAUCACAAAUGAUUCUAAAGACCCAUCUGUUGAUACAUUUAGAUCAACCACCUUACCUUUAUUAAAGCGUUUUGGAGUUCCUUCAGAAGGAUUGGAGUUGAAGAUUGAAAGCCGUGGGGUUGCUCCCAAAGGCGGUGGAGAAGUUAUCCUAUCAGUUCCCAUUGUUCACAAUAGUUUAAAGGCAGUCACGUGGACUGAUGAAGGGAUGGUUAAAAGAAUCAGGGGGAUCAGUUUCUCCACAAGAGUAUCAGUUCAGUUUGAAAAUACAAUGAUACAUGCUGCUCGAGGAAUCUUUAAUCGCUUGCUUCCGGAUGUUCACAUAUUUACUGAUCAUAAAGCUGGUGCACAAGCUGGAAAUUCACCUGGUUAUGGAAUUUCAUUGGUUGCUGAAACAACUUCUGGAUGUUUUCUAUCUGUUGAUACCACAAUUUCUUAUGCUCGAGGGAACGAUGAGAUGGAUAUUGAUGAAAAGAAAGAGCUUAUGCCUCCAGAGGACGUUGGUGAGCAAAUUGCAUCCCUUUUACUCGGUGAGAUUGAACAAGGCGGUGUCGUAGAUUCUACACAUCAGGGUUUGUUAUUUAUUCUUUGUGCAUUGUGCCCACAAGAUGUAUCGAAGGUUCGUGUAGGAAAGCUUGUACCCUACGGGAUUGAAACGUUGAGGAAUAUAAGAGAUUUUCUGGGUGUUAAAUUUGUAAUCAAGCCGGAGCCAGCAACAGGUACGGUAGAGCUCAAAUGCAUCGGAUGUGGAUUAAAAAAUUUAUCACGAAAACUAUCUUGAUGUUUCAAAAUAUUUCAUGUCGAAAUCUUGUUUCAUUAUUAAGUUCAGCCUUUCAGUAAGAUGAAAAUUGAGCGAUCGAUUUUAUUGAUCUCAUUAUAUCGUAUUCGUUCAAGCUUUUAGAUC
Molecule: messenger RNA, 1257 nt
Organism: Cynara cardunculus var. scolymus (artichoke)
Lineage: Eukaryota; Viridiplantae; Streptophyta; Magnoliopsida; Asterales; Asteraceae
Product: probable RNA 3'-terminal phosphate cyclase-like protein
Exons: 6
Coding region: 1-1134 (377 amino acids)
Biological process (GO): endonucleolytic cleavage of tricistronic rRNA transcript (SSU-rRNA, 5.8S rRNA, LSU-rRNA); ribosome biogenesis
Cellular component (GO): nucleolus
Molecular function (GO): RNA endonuclease activity
Source: RefSeq, a predicted model, not a curated record